This is a messenger RNA of Raphanus sativus (radish), 2384 nucleotides long. Its product is annotated as MA3 DOMAIN-CONTAINING TRANSLATION REGULATORY FACTOR 4. Lineage: Eukaryota; Viridiplantae; Streptophyta; Magnoliopsida; Brassicales; Brassicaceae. The record is from RefSeq and is a predicted model, not a curated record. Gene Ontology annotation, biological process: negative regulation of DNA-templated transcription.
AAUAAACUCGUCGUGCCAUGGGAUGGGACUCGGUUUAUCGGAGACAUUGAAUCUUUCGUUGAUUGCCAAGUUUCGGAACAGGAGCUUUGAUUGAUUAUUCAUCUUGUUUUUUUAUAUCUGUCUUGGCUCUCAAGAUCGGAGCCAAGCACAGAAGAAGUUUGAUUCACGAUUUGAAUUGCAUUCGUUUCGAUCACUGGUAUUAUGGCAUCUAGUGAGGGUUUUUUGACGAAUGGACAGCUGAACAAACAUGAAUUAGCUACUCAGAACUCUCCUCCUCUGUUUCCUGGUCUGGGCAUCAAAUCCCCUAGCAGUGGCAAGGGGCCAUUAGGAGAGAGUGUGCUGCAAACGCAUUCAAACAAUGCUGGCGGUAAAGGAACUUUGGGAAAUGUUCUUGACACAGAAGUUGACUCUUGUAUUCAUAACAAGGAUCCUGGUUAUGAUAUUGAAGAGGAAGCAUAUCUACAUGUCAAUUCGCCAGUGUUAGACCCUUUGGAUGGUUACAAAAGAUCUGUUGUUUCCAUCAUCCACGAAUACUUCAGCUCUGGGGAUGUGUCAGUGGCUGCGUCAGACCUCAGAGAAACUGGUUUGAGCGAGUACCAUCCUUACUUCGUCAAGCGUCUUGUUUCCAUGGCCAUGGACAGGAACCAUAAGGAAAAGGAGAAGGCUUCUGUGCUACUAUCUGCGUUGUAUGCUGAUGUUGUUUCACCUGACCAGAUCAGGGUUGGGUUUAUCAAACUUCUCGAGUCGGUAGGUGAUCUUGCAUUGGACAUACCUGAUGCUGUUAACCUCCUUGCUCUGUUUGUUGCCCGAGCCAUCGUCGACGAAAUCCUUCCCCCGGUGUUUCUAGCUACGGCUAAGAAGACUCUACCAGAAUCCUCUGAAGGGUUUCAGGUUAUCUUAACCGCGGAGAAAAGCUACCUCACGGCUCCUCACCACGCGGAGCUGGUGGAGAACAAAUGGGGUGGGAGCACUCUCGUCACGGUUGAAGAAACAAAGAGAAAAAUAUCAGAAAUUCUGAAGGAAUACUCGGAGAACGGUGACGCUCGCGAGGCUUGCAGAUGCAUCAGAGAGCUAGGCGUCUCUUUUUUCCACCACGAGGUGGUGAAGAGGUCUUUGGUUGAAGCCAUGGAGUCAAGAACAUCCGAGCCGCUGAUGCUGAAACUGUUGAAAGAAGCUGCGGAGGAAGGUCUCAUCAGUUCGAGUCAGAUAGCGAAAGGCUUCUCCCGUGUAGAAGAGAUUCUUGAUGACCUUUCUCUAGACAUACCAUCUGUCAAAACUCUGUUUGAAUCAAUAGUUCCAAGGGCUGUAACUGGAGGUUGGCUAGACCAAGAUGCCUUCAUCAAAGGAGGCUCGGAUCAAGACGGAGACUUGCCAAUCGAAGAUGAAAAGCUAAGACGUUACAAGAAGGACGUGGUAACUAUAAUUCAAGAGUAUUUCCUCUCCGAUGACAUCCCUGAGCUAAUCCGAAGCCUUGAAGACUUGGGAUCACCUGAAUACAACUCGGUGUUCUUAAAGAAGCUGAUCACUCUUGCUAUGGAUAGGAAGAACAGAGAGAAAGAGAUGGCUUCUGUUCUUCUCUCUGCUCUCCACAUGGAGAUGUUCUCAACAGAAGAUCUCAUAAACGGAUUCACCAUGCUCUUAGAGUCUGCAGAGGACACAGCGUUAGACAUCUUAGACGCAUCCGACGAGCUUGCUCUGUUUCUAGCUCGAGCUGUGAUCGACGAUGUCUUGGCUCCACUUAACCUGGAAGAGAUCUCAAGCAGCUUACCUCCAAAGUCAACCGGUAGCGAAACCAUCCGCUCAGCUCGGUCUCUGAUAUCCGCUAGACACGCAGGAGAGAGACUCUUGAGAAGCUGGGGUGGAGGAACAGGCUGGGCAGUGGAAGAUGCUAAAGACAAGAUCUGGAAACUUCUGGAAGAGUACGAGACGGGAGGAGUGAUAUCCGAAGCUUGUCAGUGCAUACGUGAUCUAGGGAUGCCGUUUUUCAACCACGAGGUGGUCAAGAAAGCUUUGGUGAUGGCCAUGGAGAAGAAGAACGAUGGGAUGCUAAAUCUUUUGGAGGAGUGUUUUGCUGAAGGGAUCAUCACAACUAACCAGAUGACAAAAGGGUUUGGUCGUGUCAAAGAGAGUCUUGAUGACUUGUCUUUGGACAUUCCUUAUGCUAAAGAGAAAUUUAACUCGUAUGUAACGCAAGCUGCCGAGAAGUGUUGGCUACACAGCGGUUUCGGCUGUCCUGCUGCAGAUUUUUCCUGACCUGAUUCUGAAUCUCUCUAUGUGUAUUAUGGUAAUACGUAGAUAUGUAUUGUGGAGAUGAAGUUUGGUUAGUUUUGAAAGAUCAAGGAUGGUAUGUUUUCAUUUUAAAGGUGUUCGUUUUUUUUUUCUGA